Danaus plexippus (monarch butterfly) is the source of this 1687-nucleotide messenger RNA. RefSeq names its product heterogeneous nuclear ribonucleoprotein K (gene HnRNP-K). Gene Ontology annotation, molecular function: mRNA binding. Gene Ontology annotation, biological process: regulation of transcription by RNA polymerase II; regulation of mRNA splicing, via spliceosome. The transcript has 11 exons. Lineage: Eukaryota; Metazoa; Arthropoda; Insecta; Lepidoptera; Nymphalidae. Bases 190 to 1365 code for a protein of 391 amino acids. Gene Ontology annotation, cellular component: cytoplasm; nucleus. The record is from RefSeq and is a predicted model, not a curated record.
UCAGCGGCGCCCUAGAGUCUCUCGGGGUUGUACUAACGCCCGAGCACAGCCCGAGCCGUGCCAGUCCGCACGCGAACGCCUCUCUAGGCGGACUCGUAACACUCACCGGCCAUUCAAACACGCGAUCCCCUUAUAUUAUUUAUAAUGUACAAAACGCCCGUUCCUAAACGCCCCGGUUGAACAGGCAAAAUGAAACGCGACGCGUACGGUGACGAUGGUCCCAUGCAGAAAAGACAGCGACACAGCGACGAUGAGGUCACCUUCCUCAUACCGAGCAAGGUCGCUGGGUCGAUUAUUGGGAAAGGAGGCGCUAACAUAUCCAAGCUGAGGAAUGAGUACAAAGCCUCUAUAACAGUCCCAGAUUGCCCUGGCCCCGAACGAGUACUCUCCAUAACGGCCUCGGAUAUCGACACUAUUAUGGAAAUCGUAAAAGAGAUCCUGCCCAAUCUGGCUGACGCAUCAGGGCCAGGUUCAGGGACGAAACACGGCGGCAGUAGUGACGACUUGGACGUCCGUCUGUUGAUACAUCAGAGCCGGGCCGGUUGUGUCAUUGGGAAGGCUGGUGCGAAGAUCAAGGAGCUCAGAGAGAAAACGGGCUCCAGACUGAAGAUCUUCUCAAACACGGCGCCCCAGAGCACGGAGCGUGUUGUGCAGCUCGUGGGCACGGCCACCUCCGUGGCUGACGGCAUCAGGGAGGUGCUCCAUCUAGUAAGACAGGUGCCGAUCAAGGGAGCCGUGCAGAAUUACGAUCCACAUAAUUAUGAUGAUUUCUAUGCGGAUGAAUACGGAGGAUUUGGCAGCGGGCAGGGGCCUCGUGGAGGAGGGCCCCGGGGAGGACCACCGCGGGGGCCUCCGCGAGGGCCCCCAGGUCCUAUGGGUCCAGGAGGCCGUCCACCACCGCCCAGAGGAGGCCCUCCGAUGGGUCGCAACGGGCCCCCGAGACCAUUCAACGACUUCUCGGGCCCGGGCCCCCGCGGCAACUUCAACGGACCCCCUCGUGGGAACUUUGGCGGCGGCGGCGGAGGCGGAGUUGGCAGUGGCAACUUCGGUGGUAACUUCGGCGGCAGCAACCGCUCCUCAUCAGGAGGAAACUUCAACAGCAACGGCGGAAACCAACAGGAGACUACCACACAAGUUACCAUCCCCAAAGACCUCGCGGGCGCCAUCAUCGGCAAAGCGGGUUCCCGCAUCCGGAAGAUCCGUGCGGAGAGCGGCGCCGGCAUAGAGAUCGCUGAGCCGCUCCCCGGGGCAGCGGACAGGAUCAUCACCAUCACCGGCACACCUCCCCGCAUACAGAAGGCGCAGUACCUGCUACAACAGAGUGUGCACGAGAGCAAUCCGAACCUCGGCCGGGGAAACUUUUGAUUACUGAUAACACAAAGUAAUUUAAGUUAUUUAAGUCGCAGACUCAACGGUAAUAUAUAAGUACCUCUGGAGGCUCACGAGCGGACCGCCGCCGGUGUAGUGGAUGCAUGAUGUUUAUACAAACUUACCGUCAAUUUACGGGUUCGAUCACAACCCGGUGAAAGUUUAUUACGAUGUAAGAGAAAUGCAUUUAUCAUAAUUAUACAAAGAUAUUUAACUAGGAUUGUGUUUAAUGGCAAUGUUUUAAUUUACUGAUGAUUUGUUACAUCGAUCUAUUUUUAAGCAAAUGUAGUAUAAAAUAAAGGUUUAUUUUGUGAAUAUA